UAAUAAAUAUUUUGUUCUUUUUGGCUAUUUUGGAAUCCGAUCCAAUUAUCGAUUAUUGUACAGUAUGUAAGAAACAUACCACUGAACACACAAUGUGCAAAUAUGGACCAGAAUGUCCACUUGCUCAAAUAUGCCAAGGGACACCACAGUUUGCACUAAACGAAACUGAAAUUGCAAUCAUAAUUGACACACAUAAUAAAAUUCGCAACAAAGUAGCGCUGGGUCGAACAGCAGGUGUUCCAAAAGCUGCAGAUAUGUGUCAACUUGAAUGGAAUAAUGAACUCGCAGCCAUUGCACAAUGUUGGGCAAAUCAAUGUGAAUUUAAGCAUGAUGUAUGCCGUGAUAUUAAGAAAGGUUGGGUUGGUCAAAAUAUUGCACGUCACGGAAAUGUACAACAAAGUGCAAUGGCUGACAGAAUAACAUGGUCAAAAUUAAUGGGUAAAUGGUAUGAUGAAUAUAAAAAUUUUAAAAACGGUAAUUAUGCAAAAUUUGCUGCACCUGAACCAAAAAGUGGACCAACAGGUCAUUUCACACAAUUAGUCUGGGGAAAAACACAAUAUAUUGGGUGUGGUAGAACUUUUUAUAGAGAUGUGAUUGAUAAUCGUCAUUAUUUUAUUAUUCUUCUUGUUUGUAAUUAUUUUCCUGGAGGAAACACACUUACUUUACCAAUAUACACAGUUGGAAAACCUGUUACAAAAUGUCCAGUUGGAACAGCUGUUAGUGAUGAGUACAAAGGAUUAUGUAAAGCAAAUUCUUGAUGAUUACCAUGGAAACAUUUGGAACAUAAAUACCCUU
Chrysoperla carnea is the source of this 795-nucleotide messenger RNA. RefSeq names its product venom allergen 3-like. The coding region runs from base 93 to 758 and encodes 221 amino acids. The transcript has a single exon. The record is from RefSeq and is a predicted model, not a curated record. Lineage: Eukaryota; Metazoa; Arthropoda; Insecta; Neuroptera; Chrysopidae. Gene Ontology annotation, cellular component: extracellular region.